Molecule: messenger RNA, 6857 nt
Organism: Culex pipiens pallens (northern house mosquito)
Lineage: Eukaryota; Metazoa; Arthropoda; Insecta; Diptera; Culicidae
Exons: 4
Coding region: 887-5857 (1656 amino acids)
Molecular function (GO): protein binding
Source: RefSeq, a predicted model, not a curated record
CGACGAGAGCGGUCGACCAGUGCGGACAGUGCGAGGAGUGGGACGACGACGACACACGUCGGAAACAGAUAACCGGACAAACGAUGCUGUGGGUGAUGCUUCCAGCAAGACCGUGUUAGUUGCCGUUUUGGAUUCGGCAGCGCAGCAGUGUGUGCAAAAGUGCAAUAAAUGUAUAUUGUGUUGUUUUUCCUCGCAGAAGAAAAUUGAUUUCUGAGUGUAUUUGAGAUCGAAAAGAAAAACUACAAUACAACUAAAAAUAAAUAAAAAAUAUUAAAAGUGACCGAUACAUGUGUUUUUCAUCGACUUGAGAGCGUGUACUCUUCCGAGUUGGAAAACAAAAGCCAGGUUCGGUGUAUAAAUAAAUUUUCAUCAAAGUGAAAAAAAGAAAAACCCGGGAGCAUUUUCCGUGAUUGAGGAAGACACAAACGAGCCGCCCCGAAGGCAGCGUUUUAGAUUAAGAGAUCAAAAGGUGUCUGGCUGCGGUUUUCCGCCUGCCUGUGUGGGAGUUUCUUUUUGUUGUUGCUUCUCGGUGUGGUUUGGCGGUGAGUUCGUUAAGGAAGAAGAAAAUGAAUUGUUAUGAUAAUUGGUUCUGAAGCAGCUAGCAGCGUUAGUUCAGUGUUCAGAGAGGAAACAGAACCCCAGAAGCAGUAGGCGACGACGACGACGACGGAGGUCGGUUGCGGUGCGGUGAAGCACGUGAAAAACGACGAAAAACAGAGCUUGCUACCGGGAGCUGGAUCGCGGUAGGCCGUGGAGUGCGGCUGACAACGCAACAACAACAAGUGAUUCCUUCGUGAUUCAAGCUGACAUGUGGUCAUCAGUUUGAGAUUUUCAACGGUUCUUCAAUGUUUCACUGAUCACACGUGAUGGACUAAACGCCUAAAGGAUGGACUUUUUAAAGGCGGUUCAGAAUGGCCACUACGAGGCGGUGCGGUCGGCGCUGGCCCGGAUCGACAUCGAUUACCAGGACGAGAAGGGUGCCAACAGUGCGCUGCACGUGGCCGUCGGUUCCAAGCGCAACAAGACCAAGCUGAUCGAGCUGCUGAUCGGCGCUGGAGCGGAUUGCGAUCUGAAGAACCGGGAUGGGCUGACGGCGUCCGAGUUGGCGCUGGAAGCGGGAUCACGCAGCGUGGCGGAAUUUAUGGUCCGGAAGGAGUUUGAAGGCGUUCCGGACGAUCGAGCGGUGUAUCGACUCGUGAGGAGAGGAUGCGUGGAGCUGUUGAAGAUCUACUUGGAGAAGAGGGCGUUCGACAUUCACACCAAGAUGAAACUGAUCGGUAGGGUCGUGGAUGAGCUGAGGGUGAAGGGAGUCGGGUUCGGCGAGCAGAUGAAGGUGUUUCUGGAGUAUCAGCUGGUGGAGUACAGCUACCGUUACGGAGCAAAGAGGAAAACUGUGGACAGUGCUGGCGCUGGUGGUGAUCAAGAGGCUGAACGAAGAGUGGCGUUGAUCGUGAGCUAUACCAAAUAUUUGAAGGAGAACUACGACGAGGACGAUUUGAACGAUCUGGACGAUCGGUUCGUACUGAGGCUGAGAAUGAUUUGCGAGUGUUGCUACUUCUUGGAGGACAUUGAGCGAAGAAGGGAACGAAAGCUGUACGAUCACAUCCCACUCGCCGAGAUAACUUACUUGAUCGGAGUGUUUCUGGCGAUCUUGGAGAAGCACGUCGGCUUUGAGAUUUACAAGUUGGUUAUUAAUAAAAAUAUGAUUAUGUCAUAUUUGGGGGCGGUGAGCGAGGAGUUGCGAGUGGCAACGCACGGCAAAGACGAUGAUGGAAGGCGACACUUUCAAUGGACGCUGCAGCUGUUUGUCGAUCUCAUCGGGUGCAUUCGCGAGGAGCGUCUUUUGCGAUAUGUUGCACGGAGAAAGCGCUUCAACGGAAAACUACGGCGGAUUGCGACGCUGGACGAGACGCAACUGACCGCGGCGGAUCACGAGGCGUUGCAGGCGGAAAUUCGACGCAAGGAAUUCCAAGAGGGCGUUGUCACGCUGGACGAAUUUGUGCAAUGUCUAAAGAGUAGCGAACGGUGGACAAUCGCGGCUCUUUGGCACCGGCAACAUCCGAAGCUCCGCCUCCCGAAGCGACAGGUGCAGUUUGUGGCGGGACGGCACGAGCUCGCCAAAAUCCGAUCGCGCACCACCGAAGAGCUGAGUAAAAAUAAAACCAAACUCUUGGAGCGGGAGAUGAACUCGCGCGAAUUUCAGUCUCUUGGCAGCACAGUAGGCCGGCGAAAUCGCGCCAUCUUCGGCCGGAUACGGAAGAGCUUCGACGCGAUCAAGCAAAUGUACACCGUUAAAAAGAUCGCCUACUACGUCGAGAAUGCGAUCGUCAUCGAUAUGGACGACCUCGCAAAUGAAACGCUGUGCGUGCUGUCAAUCAAGCGAGUCCUUCACCUCAUCGGCGAAUCAAUCAAAGCAAGCGAACAGCAACCGAAAGCUUUCGUCCGAAUGUUGGAAAACGUGCUCGACCACGUGCUCUCGUCCGUUGAAUCCACCCACAAGAACAAAGACGUUCGUGACUUUUUCUCUCAAAAAUACUCCCUCGCGAAAUAUUUCAUCAGCAAAUCCCUCGACAUGGUCCAGUACAAGCUGAUGCAGGACAGUCUCCGCUCGGUGUACCGGUUCUUCCUGUACGUCAUCAACAUCCAGCUGAUCGAGGCUUACAAAACGUUCCUCGGAACGGCCUACCGGUUACGCAACCUGUCCCAAAUCAAGUCCUACGCCAAGUACAUCGGCGAUCACAACUUGCACACGCUCAGCCACAUCAAGUUCGAGCACGUGUUCUACAACGAAGACGAAACGGCCGGUAUCAUCCACGAGCUGAAGAAGAUGUACUCCGGAAUGUCCAACGAGCUCAAGCUGCUUUCCUUCAUCGAGAAAAAUAUCCACUUCCGCUUCUACCACAUGCAGUACCACCAAACGAGACUCCGAGUCACGCUCAGUAACUUCUCCAUCGUGUACCGCGCUCUCCGCUCCAAUCCCUGCUUCACCAGCAUCCGCAAGCUGCUGCACUCGUACCUCCACCAGAGUUACCAAAAGUACGACAUCUCCAAGUCAAUCUCCAUCUCGGACUCCACCCUAGCCCUCAAGGAACUCCUCCGGCCGUACAGCAGCAUCGGCGAGAGCGACGAAACCCUGAUGGUGGUGAAGCACCUCGAGCAGCUCCAGGAGCUGAUGGACCCGGAUCGGCUGUUCGGCAUCAACCCGGUACGCUGUCGAAGUCGACUGCCAGAAGCCGGCAAGUAUCACCACUUUACGCGCAAGAUCCUCAAAGAGAUGGACCUGCAACUGGGCGAGGAGGACUUUGGUCAACUGCACGAGAAGCUACGACGGACGUACUACGAGAACAUCUUCCUGCUGCAGAAUCGCCACAAGGUGAUGCAGGAGUUCUUCCGGCAGCGGGGUAUUCCGGUGGAUCCGAAGGUGCUGGCAAACUACCGGGAACGGGACGAGGAACUGCUGCAGGAGCUGUUCGACGCGAAGGUGAACGAUGUGAUUGGGAUUCUGGAAAAGUUCGAGUGCUCUAGUGUCGACGGGCUGAUGGAAUCGCUGGGCGAGUUGCCGGCGUUUGUGCAGAUCGCGCUGGAAUUUGGCCUGCUGGAACUGCUGGAGAUUCUGGUGUCGGUGAAUGGCAUUGGGAAUAACUUUGGUGCACUGCGGGGGUGUGCUCCGGUGCUGAGUGGACGGAAUCUUAGGGGUUAUCUGACGGAAGAUUCGCUGGUGUUGGAUCUGUUGGUGUUUAACUCGAACGCCACGGUAUUUCUGAACGCGCUGGUGUUUUCAAACGCUGGAUUUAAGCUGUACGGAGGGGGUGGAGUUCACGUGCAGGACGCACCACUGGAGACGAUCUGCUUCGAGGAUCGGUUCAAGGAGCGCUGGAAGUGGUUCGAGAUGCAAGAGAUUCUGUACGAGUCCGUGCGGAAGGGUGAUUUGGGGCUGCUGCGGGAGAACGUCGGCAACGGGUCGGAUCUGCGCGGGAAGCGGUUCGGGCCGCUGGUGCUGAAGGAGCUGUGCCAUUACAGUUUGAUCGAUUGUGCCAUUGCGGGGAGGUUUCGCGACAUGAUUGCGAUGCUGAACAGGGACUACGACGAGGUCGGUGAGGAGAGGAAGCGACUGCUGGAGUACUUGCUGAGGAGGACGGUCAAGUCGCACUUUUUGGUUGGGCAGUACUGCAAGUUGAGUUCGGAGGAUCGUAAGAUGUUGGUGCUGUACUUGUGUACGUUUCUCGGGGACGUGGACGUGUUUUUGGAGAAUCUUAAGCGAUACAACGCGUGGGACGAUCUGCACCUGUUUGUCAACUCGGAGAAUCAUGGUUUUGUUACGACGGUCGUCGAGAGGCUGAACGGGUUUGACUUCAAUCGCUGUGAUUCCAGUGGACUGACAAUUCUACACAAGGUGGUCAAUUCUGGCAAUCUGCAAGCCGUCAGUGCAUUGUGUCAGAUUAAGGGAGUUGAUCUCAACGCUGCAAGUAGCUUGAAGUACUCGGCGUUGAACCUGGCCUGCAGACUGAACUUGGUAGAUAUCGCGAGGGUGCUCGUCAAAGCUGAAGCCGACAUCAACGUGAUGAGUGAGGACGAAAAGUUGCCAGUAUUUUGGAUGAUCCAGUAUCAGAACCCGAAGGAGAUUGCAAGCUUAGCGAUCGACUCAAGCACCGAGUUGACGGCGUUCUCCAGCGAACUGUGCUUGCUUCACAAAGCGAUCGAGUUUGACAAUCUGGACGUGGUGCGGUACCUGAUCGAAGACCAGAAGGUUGACCCAACCCGAAUCUAUUCCAACUGUAACAAUGUGAUCCACGCGGCAGCGUGUUACAACCGAAGUCACAUCUUGCGAUAUCUGCUGACGCUUCCAGGCGUUCGCAAGCUGGUCAACAACACGAAUCUGGUGAAGAACACCCCGCUGAACAUUGCCUGCAAGGAGGGCUUCCUCACGAUCGCAAAAAUGUUGCUGAAGCACGGAGUCUGCACGGACACCUGCGGAGAGUACGGACUGAACGCGUUGGCCUUUGCCAUGUACACGAACAGCUUCAAGCUGAUGAAGUUGCUGUUCAAGCACGAUGCCAAGAUCAGCCUGCCCCUGAGUUCGGACUUUCAACCGCUGAACAUGGCCAUCCUGAACCGAAACAUCCCCAUGCUAAAGUAUCUACUCCGACGCAGUGAAGUGGACCCCAACUCGGCCCCGCUGUGCUUCAUCAACGCAGUCUACUCGCGCUGUCGGGAGAUUGUCCGGAUUCUGGCGGCCGCCGGCGCACAUCACGUCAACUACAAGGACGAGUUCUGCCAGACGGCGCUGCAUCUUUGCGUCGAAAGGAACGAACUCGACAUCGCCCGCGAGUUGAUCCGCUGUGGCGCCGAUGUCAACGCAAAGAACCGCUCCGGAACGACCCCACUUCAUCUGGCCGUUACGCUUGGUAACAUCCGGUUCGUGCAGCUCCUGCUGGACAGCAAAUGUUCGGUAGAUGAGCUGAACUACCACGGCGAGACGGCCCUCAUCAAGUCGGUCGUGUGCAAUAACUUAGAUAUAGUGAAAAUGUUGCUCAACAACGGGGCCAGCGUGGAACGGCUCCGGAACAGCGAACCCCCGGUGCUGCUCUACCUGGUCCAGGAAAACUCGGAGGAAAUCCUCGACUACCUGCUCCAGCACUACCGGUUCAACCCGAACGAGCAGGACGCGUACGGCAACUCGCUGCUGUACGUCGCCACCCAGCACAACCACAUCAACAUCGUGAAGCUGCUGGUGGAAAAGUACGGCGCCAAGACCAACCCGAUCAACAACAAGAAGCUGACCCCGUUGAUGAUUGCCCGCGUGCGCGAGUACAAGGAGAUCUUUAGCUUUCUGGAGGCACGCGUGGCGGAAGAGUAGGCGGUGCGUGUGUGUGUGUGGUUAGAAAAUUGUUUUGCUCUCUAUUGCUGUGUUCGUUUGGGCAACUUGAAAUCAUCCUCGAUUGUCUAAACGAAGACAGCAAAUGUUAAUUAGCACUAUUUAUUAAAAUGUUUUGUUCCCACCCCCGUCCCCAACCAUAUUACUAUUUAUUAUUAUUGAUAAAAAGUACACACAAUUUUUAUGUGCCAUAUUUGUAAGAAAAAGAUGUUUUAGCGCCACAUUGUUUGUUUUUUUAACUUCUCUUUUUAUUUUAAAUUUAUAAGAAAAACGACGUCAUCAUAGAUGAUACCAUAAAUAAAGCUAGUACUUAAGAAAGCCCCCCUCCCACUUAAGCCAUAAGAGAAUAGUUGUGAUUUGGUGUAACUUUAAAAACAAUCAUCUUGUACAGAUUCGUUCUAAGCACCCACUGUAAAUAGUUACUUAAGCGUCUGAGCAGAAACGAAUCGAUUUGUCUUAGACAUUCCAGCAAAAAUCUACAGUGUCGUCUAACUAAGUUUAACCAUUUUCACCACCAGCAAAAACAAAAAUAAAUAUCUCAAAGCUCUCUAGACAAGGCAAAUCGGUUCCGUUCCACACCCUAGCAAAAAUCUAUUCAAAAAUACAUGUAAUAAAACAAAGAAAAGUGUACAAGUUUUGUCAUUCGUCACCACUAAGCAAGUGAUAAAGAGAGAGAGCCACACACUGCUGUAAAGCAUAAAUGCAAUUUCACGUAGGUUUAAGGGGUUAGAAAUAUCUGUCUCACCGUGUUUAAGAUUUCCCGAUAGAUGUUAGAACAUCCACCCAACAAAAAUACUCGACCGGUGGAGGAACGCGUGUGCCAAUUGAAAAAGUUGAACUUUUAAUCAGUCCCAGAUUUCCAUUGUGCCAAACUUUAUUUUCACCUUUUUGUUUUGUUUUUGUUAAGUUCAGGUGCUGCAAUAAUCACUCGCGUCACGUGUGCUAUAAAAUAUGGAUUUCUUACGAAGAACUAAUCAAUAAA